Molecule: messenger RNA, 1398 nt
Organism: Acanthosepion pharaonis
Lineage: Eukaryota; Metazoa; Mollusca; Cephalopoda; Sepiida; Sepiidae
Source: the annotation of a GenBank genome assembly
AUGAUUUCUAGGUCUAUCUAUCGUUGGAUCACUGUAAUGGAUCUUAAUGUGAUGAAUUUUAAGGAAAUUGUGGACGAAGACACGCCACAUGGUUUACUGAGGGGAAUUAAAUUGGGGACGGAGACUUACCACGUCCUCUUCAUGCGAUUAUGCAGUUAUGCCGGUCUCCAGUGUGUCGAGAUCAAAGGUCAUUCAAAAAGCGUCGGUUACGAACCAGGGAUGAAAAUAAACCCGGAAAGUUUUCAAAAUACCUGGAAUGCUGUGUACAUCGAUGGAGACUGGCGACUCGUCCAGUGUAAUUGGGGCGCAAGACAUCUCGUUCUAAACAAAGACAAAUCUCCCGAGAAAGUCAAUAAACGGGAUCAAAUCCGAUACCAAUAUGACGAACAUUACUUCCUUACUGAUCCAGAUCAAUUCAUUCAAGAGUUCUGGCCGCAUAAUUCAGAAUGGCAGUUAAUCGAGAAGCCCAUUACUCUAGGGGAAUUCGAAGCAAUGCCCUUCGUCCGUUCCGUGUUUUUCCAUUAUCAGAUGACUUUUGAGCGCGUUUUCAAAUCAGAGCUGGAAACUAACGCUAAGGGCGGGGUUGACAUUAAGAUCCGAGUGCCCGAGAAACUAGAAAAUUCGCUUUUGUUCUUUUAUCAAUUGCGAUUAGCCGACAAAGAUAGACGACACGAAACUACUUAUAAAGGCGAUAGCUUAGAACGAUUUGUAUUCCAAACAAUGUUUGACAAUGUAGUUAUCUUCAAUAUCCACGUUCCGACCCCAGGAAAUUACUACUUCGAAAUAUUCGCCAAUAAAAUUGAUGAAUUAACCAAAUUGACAAACGAAGCGAACACACCGAUCCGGCUCAAAUGUGCUAGUAAGUUCAAAAUCACAUGCAAACAGAUGUCCGGUAAAAUGCAUCCACUUCCGAAUUGUGCAUCUGGAGAGUGGGGACCGAAGAAAGCCCUACGCCAUUUUGGCAUCGAGCAGAUCUAUCCAGACAAUAUGGAUAGUCAUGCAGCAGAGCAUUUGAAAGGCGGCCUUCUGGACAUAUACGACCGAACUGAGAUUCAUUUGAAUGUAUCUCGCCCGUUGACAUUUGUUGCUAAGCUUCGAAUGAAUAAAGUUGAAGACAGUAUAUUGGAACCCUAUCUGUCGAUGGUUAACGAUCAUGAUAAAAUUUCGAUCUUCAUCACUCUACCCCAGGCCGGCCAGUACGGCAUUGACCUGUACGCAAGGACAAAAGACAGUCCCGAAACAGCACCCAUUUCACACUGCAGCGUAACUUACCCCAUAUUGCUACGCCCGUUUCACAGGACAAGAAAGAAAACAUGUGGGGACCGACGCAACAUUUUCAUGACUUCAAACUACAGACGGUCUCCCAUCACGAACCGAAGAUCAGUGCAAGAGGUUUGA